This is a messenger RNA of Vespa velutina, 1515 nucleotides long. It is a transcript of the gene Dronc, whose product is annotated as caspase-3-like. Lineage: Eukaryota; Metazoa; Arthropoda; Insecta; Hymenoptera; Vespidae. Bases 202 to 1425 code for a protein of 407 amino acids. The transcript is spliced from 5 exons. The record is from RefSeq and is a predicted model, not a curated record. Gene Ontology annotation, biological process: regulation of apoptotic process; proteolysis. Gene Ontology annotation, molecular function: cysteine-type endopeptidase activity.
GAUAUGAAACCUACCGCGAAUGAGUCAUGCUUUUGUAUCAGUGAUACUUUAAGGGUUUUCCAGAACGUCAUUUCUUUGUAUACUAUAUCAUCAUUUUAUUUGUUUAUAUAGGAUAUAUAAUAAUAAUUAGCAAGUUUUUUUUCUUCUAUUUUUUUAAAUGUAAUAUUAAAUAUUCAAUGAUUUUAGAAUAUAUAUUUUACAAUGAAUCAAGAACAUCGUAAAAGGAUUGAUUUAUAUUGUGAUAUCAUAGUACCUAAAAUAAAUAUAAUGAAAUUAUGGCCGAAGCUAUUAGAAAAUGAGAUUUUUAACAUUGACGAUGUUAAUAUAUCAACGUGGAAAAAGAACUUUGAGAAGCAAGAAACUGUCAAAAGUAUUUUGUUAACGAUUAAAACUAGAGGACCUUCUGCAUUUCAAAAUUUGCUUUUAAGUUUACAACAAACUGAUCAUGAAGAAUUGGCAGAAAUCUUGGAUAAACAGACAGUUAUCUUUAAUAAUAAAAAUGAAGAAAUAAGUGACAAUUAUUUUUCUCAAAUAAGGGAUGCUGUGGAACCUUUACAAAUCAAAGUGAGAAAAGCUGAAGAAUUUUCAAGUGGUCCAAUUGGCAGUCUCAUUGAAACUUAUCGAAUGAGAAGUAAUCCACGUGGAUUGGUUUUAAUCAUUACUAAUAUUGAUUAUGACCCUAAUGUACAGAAACCUAGAAAGUCAGCAAUACAUGAUAAAGAGAAUCUUGAAAAAUUGUUUAAAGAUAUGGGAUUUUCUGUUGAAACGCAUUGCAAUUUGACAGGAAAGGGUAUUAUAGAACGUGUUAAAACAUUUUCACAGCGUAAAGAUUUACAAAAUGUUGACUCGUGCUUUGUAAUUAUUAGUAGUCAUGGUAAAAAAGGUGAAGAGAAUUAUACAGAAAUAGAAGGUGUAGAUUAUUAUACUGGACAUAAAUGUACGAAAGUCUUUUGUUCAGAUAUCAUAGAUUGUUUCACAUCAGAAGCUUGUCCUUAUUUAGCAGGAAAACCAAAAGUAUUUAUUUUUCAAUUAUGUCGAGGUAACAAAAGACAAACUAUUACAAAUAUACCUAAACAUGUAACAGAUUCAUGUGGCAAUCAUACAGUUAUGAACAGUACCAGUGAAAUUUUUAAAGACAAUCCAACUAGAAAUUAUUCCGAUUUCUUAGUUGCAUAUGCUACUCUACCAGGACAUGUUGCCUUUCGAAAUAACGUAACUGGUAGUUGGUUUAUACAAAUAUUUUGUGAUGUAUUUAUGAAUCAUGCUUAUAAAUAUCAUCUAUGUGAUUUAUUAACAUUAGUAGAUUCGAGACUGAAAGAAGUGAUAUAUUCAGGUGAUUGUCAAACAGUAAUGGUUGAAAUGAGAGGCUUUCAUAAAUUCUGUUACCUCAAUCCUGGUUUCUUUGAGAAUGAAAAAAAGCAAUAAUAAUUAAAAAUUAAUAGCAAUAUAUUUUAAUGUUAAGUUAUAAUGAACGUAACAAAGAAAUUAUUUAAAUAAUGUUAUCUGUAACAAACA